GCCAGAGAUGGAUAAGGCUUUCUCCUCGCUCUCUCGUCCUCUCGUUCAUGGCCUCCACCCCGCUCGCCGCCCGCCUUCUCCCUCCGAUCUCCACCUCGAUCCAGGGGCGGCGUCGCCUGUUCCCGGUGAGAUCCUCGUCGUCGUUGUCGUCGUUGCCGGCGCCUCCUCUUAUUCCCCGCCAGGACCAUCGCGGGACCACCAGGCGGGCCGCCUCCGUCUCCUUCCUCCUCCUCCUCGUCGUUGGCGGCUUCUCCACCCACCUCAACCGUGCUUACGCCGCCAACCCGUUCGACAAGUAUGUUAAGCGGAAAAAGUUGGAUCCACUGGAGACAUACGUACCUGCUGUUCUAUUGACUCAAGCACAGUUCAAGGAUUUGGAGGAAUCUUUGGAUGUUGAGAAGCCAGAGUAUGGCAUAAGCAGAUCUUUGUUGCGUUCUGGUCCGGCAGCAUCUUUGCGCGUGAAUAUUCGAGCAGUGGCACAAUAUGCAACUGAUGAUGGUAAAGGAAAAGCUGCUUCCGAUGCUGUUGAUCAAUGCCUAAGGGCCUUGGAAGAUCUUGACUCACUGCUGCUGCAUGCUUCAAGGAAUGAUCCAACAGCUUCCAUUGAAUCUAUGAAGAGGAAGAUCGAUAUUGCUCUGGGAGCUUUGGACAGCCUUUUGGAAACCGUACCUACGGCAGUGCUGGAUAAAGGGAAGGCAAUUGCAGAUGCUUAUCGGGUUCCAAGCAAGCAGAGUGAUGAAAGCAGCCCGGAAGACCUGGAUCCCAGCACGAAACAGUUGGAAGCGCUUCUAUGAAGUCCAUGGGAAGGCACUUCUAAAGAAUGAUCCAGUUAUUAAAUUUUACUUAUUGAGGCUCAGAGUCUUCCAUAUAUUGAGCUUACGCAUUAUAUGGUACUCUUUAAUGUACUUUGUCUUGUAGUGACAUCAAACAUGAGUUCUUAUCGACAAUCCAGAUUGUUCUUCUAAUUAAGAAUGUAUUUUCUAUUGGUUUCAUUUCAA
Molecule: messenger RNA, 998 nt
Organism: Phoenix dactylifera (date palm)
Lineage: Eukaryota; Viridiplantae; Streptophyta; Magnoliopsida; Arecales; Arecaceae
Source: RefSeq, a predicted model, not a curated record